GCAACCUUUUCGUCUACGAUACGUGCACGCACUCAGUUUUAACUUGCUCCGAGUGUCGUUCGAGUGUUUUUAGCUUCCAAGUUUAAAAGACAGAGCAAACACAAUCUCAGUACUUCAAAUCCGAGAGAAAUGAAGAAGUUGGUGGUGAAAUUGGAUCUACAUGAUGACAGAGACAAGAGCAAGGCCAUGCAAGUGGUUUCUGGUUUUGGAGGGAUUGGGUCUCUGAGUAUGGACACGAAGGACAACAAACUAACAGUAACCGGCGAUUUCGACCCGAUCAAGGUGGUGAACAAACUGAGGAAAUCUUGGCACGCAGAUGUUGUAAGUGUUGGACCAGCCAAGGAAGACGACAGCAAGAAAGACGAGGGCAAGAAAGUUGAGGGCAAGAAGGACGAAGAUCAAGUCGCCAAUCUCAUAAAAGCCUAUCAAGCAUACCAUUCUACGCCGCAUACAUAUUACUAUGUGCCCCGUGAAGAAACCCCGAAUUGUGUCAUAUGUUAAAAUACUUUGUGCUUCCAGACCAAAUCAGGACUUGGUUUGUGCACUGGAGAGGAUUGAAUAAGGAAGGUUGAUUACGCCUUAUGAACAUAAGAACAAGUGGAGUACCCUCCUUAGAAUAUUAGCUUUUUAGUGUGUCUUUCGGUUUUUGUACGUGCAUAGGGUCCAAAUGUUAAAAAAGAUUGGUUUUCAGUUGAGGAACUCAAGGUAUGGAAGAGCCAUGAUGUACUCCAAUUCAACUCAAGGAUUGUUGCCAGCGAAUGGAAAAUCCAAUGGGUGUUUUAAA
This is a messenger RNA of Syzygium oleosum, 784 nucleotides long. RefSeq names its product heavy metal-associated isoprenylated plant protein 39-like. The coding region runs from base 130 to 501 and encodes 123 amino acids. The record is from RefSeq and is a predicted model, not a curated record. Gene Ontology annotation, molecular function: metal ion binding. The transcript has 3 exons. Lineage: Eukaryota; Viridiplantae; Streptophyta; Magnoliopsida; Myrtales; Myrtaceae.